Molecule: messenger RNA, 5087 nt
Organism: Podarcis muralis (Common wall lizard)
Lineage: Eukaryota; Metazoa; Chordata; Lepidosauria; Squamata; Lacertidae
Product: phospholipid-transporting ATPase ID-like
Biological process (GO): Golgi organization; phospholipid translocation
Cellular component (GO): plasma membrane; trans-Golgi network
Molecular function (GO): ATP binding; ATPase-coupled intramembrane lipid carrier activity; magnesium ion binding
Source: RefSeq, a predicted model, not a curated record
GCGUCAGAGCCGGAGCAAAUCUAGGAGCUUUGCUGGGGGGUCAGGCUGUGGAGCUGUGCCCCUGUCUCCUUUGCAGAACCUCUCUCCGCUCUGGGGCAAAGGAAAUGCCACGGGACAUGUUUGGGCUCCUGCAGAGGGUCUUGGCGUCAAGGACCGACAGGGAAGCCCACCCUCCUGCGGAGAGCAGGGAACUCCAGAGCAGACUGCUGAAAGGAUCUGCCGGGAUGCCGCUCUUUGGAUUGGGGUCUGGCCAGAAGAAGCGGCUGGAAGGGGGGCUGCGUAUGACAGCGCCUGGGGAGCUGAUUCGGCCAGGGGAAAAGAUGAGAAGAGCAAAUAUCCAGAAGGAAAGCGCAGGAUGUCUAAGCUGAAGGGACCUCUAGCUCCUUAGUAAGCGAGAGACACCUGCCAAUCAAUCCCGCCCACAGUGCCAUGGAGUUCUCUUGCCUGGACUGAUUUCUUCAAAAUGGGUAGAUUCUUCCCGCGGUGCCGCCAGAUGCUGCAUUCAUGAGUGAGAACGGUGUCCGCCGUCAAUAUCACCGUUUAGAAGCCCUCCUUUCCUGGGCCUCAACAGAGCAUGAGAGGCACCUUCGCGCCAACGACCGAGCCUUCAACCUCCAGUUUGAAUAUGCCAGAAACUCCAUCCAAACUUCCAAGUACAACGUCUUCACCUUCCUGCCUCUCAACCUGUUUGAGCAGUUCCAGCGGGUGGCCAAUGCCUACUUCCUCUUCCUCCUCAUUCUGCAGCUCAUCCCUGAGAUUUCUUCCCUCUCCUGGUUCACCACGGUGGUCCCCCUCAUCUUGGUGCUGGCCGUGUCGGCAGCAAAGGACGCUAUUGACGACGUGAAUCGACAUGCAAACGACAAGCAAGUCAACAACCGUCCUGUCAAGGUGCUGAUGAACGGCAGCCUGAAGGAUGAUCUGUGGCUGAAUGUCGAAGUUGGGGACAUCAUCAAGUUGGAGAACAACAACUUUGUGACGGCAGACGUGCUACUGCUGUCCAGCAGUGAGCCCCACAGCCUGACCUACAUUGAGACGACCGAACUGGAUGGGGAAACCAACCUGAAAGUGAAGCAAGCCUUGACGGUCACGGCUGAGCUGGGAGAGGAUCUGCAGGCGCUGAGCAGCUUUGAUGGCGAGAUCAAGUGUGAAGCGCCAAACAACAAGCUGGACAAGUUUAUGGGGACGCUCCUCUUCAAGGGGGAGAAGUACGCCCUGGACAACGAGAAGAUGCUGCUGAGGGGCUGCACCAUCCGCAACACGGACUGGUGCUUCGGACUGGUCAUCUUUGCAGGGCCAGACACCAAGUUGAUGCAGAACAGCGGAAGAACCACCUUCAAACGGACCAGCAUUGAUCGCCUGAUGAACUUCUUGGUGCUGGUGAUCUUUGUUCUUCUGGCUGCCAUGUGCUCGGUGCUGGCCAUUGGCAACAGCAUCUGGGAGUACAAGAGAGGCUCUGCCUUCCAGGUCUACCUGCCCUGGCCACAUGACGUCCACUCGGCCUUCUAUUCCGCCUUCCUCAUGUUCUGGUCCUACGUCAUCAUCCUCAACACGGUGGUGCCCAUCUCCCUCUACGUCAGCGUAGAGAUCAUCCGUCUGGGCAACAGCUUCUACAUCGAGUGGGACCGCAAGAUGUACUACCCCCUCAAUGACACCCCUGCCCAGGCCCGGACCACCACCCUCAACGAGGAGCUGGGGCAGAUCAAGUACAUCUUCUCCGACAAGACGGGGACCCUCACCCAGAACAUCAUGGUCUUCAACAAGUGCUGCAUCAACGGGAAGAUCUAUGGGGAUGUCUUUGACUUGGAUGGACAACGGGUGGAGAUUACGGAGAGUACCCCAAAAGUUGACUUCUCCUACAACCCCCUCGCUGACCCCAAAUUCUCCUUCUACGACCAAAGCCUGGUGGAGGAAGUGAAGGCGGGAGACGUCAUCACCCACAAGUUUUUCCGCCUCCUUUCUCUCUGCCACACGGUGAUGCCAGAAGAGAAGAAGCCAGGUGAGCUGGUCUACCAGGCGCAGUCUCCGGACGAGGGGGCCCUGGUGACGGCCGCCCGGAACUUUGGCUUCGUCUUCCGUGCCCGGACCCCAGAGACCAUCACCGUGGUGGAAAUGGGGAAGACCAUCGUCUAUAAGCUCCUUGCCAUCCUGGAUUUCAACAAUGUGCGCAAGCGGAUGUCUGUCAUUGUGCGGCGCCCCGACGGCAGGGUGACCCUGUACUGCAAGGGGGCGGACACGAUCCUGUACGAACUCCUGCACCCUUCCUGUGUACCUCUUAAGGAGGAGACUACCGAGUACUUGGAAGAGUUUGCAGGGGAGGGUCUCCGGACGCUGGUCGUGGCCUACAAGGACCUGGAGAGGAAGUCCUUUGCCAACUGGCAGAAGCGUCACCACGAAGCCAGCACGGCCCUGCAGGAUCGAGAGGAGAAGCUGUCUGAGCUGUACGAAGAAAUCGAGAAAGACCUGAUAUUACUUGGUGCCACGGCCAUCGAGGACAAGCUGCAAGACGGCGUCCCACAGACAAUUGAGACCUUGGGGAAAGCGCAGAUUAAAAUCUGGGUGCUCACUGGAGACAAGCAAGAGACGGCCGUGAACAUCGGCUACUCCUGCAACAUGCUCUAUGACGACAUGAAGGACAUCUUCUUCAUCCAGGGGGACACCUUUGAGGAAGUGCGCCAUGAACUCAGGAAAGCGAGGAAGACGAUGACGCAGGAGGCCGCCAUGGAUGACGAUGAGAUGGACGUCCAGGUCAAGAAGUCUGGCAACUGCAAGGUCUUGCCGGAGGAACAGCCCAACGGGGAAUACGGCCUGGUCAUUAAUGGGCACAGCCUGGCCUAUGCCCAGGAAGGGGAGCUGGAGCUGGAGCUGGUGCGCACAGCCUGCCUCUGCAAGGUGGUGAUCUGCUGCCGGGUGACGCCUCUGCAAAAGGCGCAGGUGGUGGAGCUGGUGAAGAAGUACAAGAACGCCGUCACGCUGGCCAUCGGGGACGGGGCCAACGACGUCAGCAUGAUCAAGGCCGCCCACAUUGGCGUUGGCAUCAGCGGCCAGGAGGGGAUGCAGGCCGUGCUGUCCAGCGACUUCUCCUUUGCGCAGUUCCGCUACCUGCAGCGGCUGCUGCUGGUCCACGGACGCUGGUCCUACAUCCGCAUGUGCAAGUUCCUGGCCUACUUCUUCUACAAGAACUUCGCCUUCACGCUGGUCCACUUCUGGUACGGCUUCUUCUCCGGAUUCUCCGCACAGACGGUGUAUGACGAAUGGUUCAUCACUCUUUACAACAUGGUGUACACCUCCUUACCUGUCCUGGGAAUGAGCCUCUUUGACCAGGACGUGGAUGACCGGUGGAGCCUGCAAUUCCCGCAGCUCUACAUGCCUGGCCAGCAGAACCUCUACUUCAACAAGAAGGAGUUUGUCAAGUGUGUCCUCUACAGCGUCUACAGCUCCCUGGUCCUCUUCUUCAUCCCCUACGGGACCCUCUUUGACUCCCUGAGGAGCGACGGGAAGGCCAUCGCCGACUACCAGUCCUUCGCACUCAUGGCCCAGACCUGCCUGCUCAUUGUGGUCUCCGUCCAGAUGGGCCUGGACACUGCCUACUGGACGGCCGUCAACCAGCUCUUCAUCUGGGGCAGCCUGGCCAUGUACUUUGCCAUCACCUUCACCAUGUACAGCGACGGCACCUACCUCAUCUUCACCGGCUCCUUCCCCUUCGUCGGCUCGGCUCGGAACACCCUGAACCAGCCCAACGUCUGGCUGUCCAUCUUCCUCUGCGUCACCCUCUGCGUCCUCCCCGUCGUCGGCUUCCGCUUCCUGAAGGUGCAGCUCAAGCCCACCAUCAGCGACCAGGUCUUGCACAUGGUGAAGCAGCUUCAGAAGGGGCAGCUGCCUCCGUCCCCCAAGCGGCGCCUGCAGCGCAAGGCCUCCCGCCGCUCCGGCUACGCCUUCUCCCACCAGUACGGCUUUGGGGCCCUCAUCACCUCAGGGAGGAACAUGCGCCCCUUUGGCGUCACCAGGUCCUUCUCCCCCAACAGCGAGAAGUACAGGCAGAAGUGAGGCGCAAGGGGGGGCGAGGGUGCUCCGUGAACCAGGGACAGGCAGAGCUGGCAGGACAGCCUGGGCAAAGGGGGCCCUCCUUUUCUGCGGGCCCUGGGCCCCUAGGGGCCAGACUGUUUGGUCCUGGGGAGCGAGAGAGGAGAUGGGGCACCACGCGAGGAAGAGGAAGGGGGUCCCCAGGGGAGAGAAGGAAGAGGGGACCCCCGUGGCCCCUGCACCACAGCCCUUUCCAGAAGAGAGGCCGGUCCCUUCUCCUCUGCAUGGACCCCUGAAGCUCUUCCAGAAGUGGAGGGCCCAAUCCGCCCGGAACCACAUAACAGGAGACGACAGUUGCAGAGAGGCCAUGGGUGCCGUUUCCAGCGUGGUGACCGGCUGCUCAAUGUGGCAGGAUGAGGCCUCAGCCCCAGAGGAUUCCCAGACGCCGUCCUGGAAGCAGGAAGUGUGGAUUUGGCAAAGCCUGGAGGGGCCCUGCCGGGACGCCCCCAGAGACUCAAGAGCCCCCUCGGCUGGGAGCCUGGAUACAGUUUGGGGCGGAGAGUGCCGUCCCACGUGGCUGAAUGGGCGAAGCGCUGGGGGCUUGUGUGGUCAUGAUGCGCUUCCUCAAUUCCAAAGAUGGCAUGGGGAGUGGCAUGGCUGGGGCCCCUCAGGGCUGGCAGUGGGCGACGUCUGCCCCAUAUGGGUCCCGGCUAUACUUCCCAAAGCACCUUAUCAGUGGGGGGGGGGGAGUGAUGCUGCCUGGCCAGGCCAACUUCUCCCACCCCCUAACUUUGGGACUUUGUGGCUGCCUGUGGCAGGAAGGCCUCUGGCCACCGGUGGCCCUUGCCCCAUGGCAAAGCGGGGCUCAUCAUCCCGGGGUGGGUGGCAGAGCAGAACCGGCCCUGUCCCGGUUGGGUCCCUCUCAGGGCUCCAGAUUAUGGGGAGGUCUCUGGUCACAUUUGCACUGCUCUGGGUGGGAGGGAAAUAUAGGUGAGGCCGUGGGGCGCCCCACAGACUUUGGUCUUCCGUUUGUACAAGCCUUUGUAAUAAAACAGCAAAUGAAAAUG